Papilio machaon (common yellow swallowtail) is the source of this 1179-nucleotide messenger RNA. RefSeq lists its product as uncharacterized. Gene Ontology annotation, molecular function: odorant binding; olfactory receptor activity. Gene Ontology annotation, biological process: sensory perception of smell; detection of chemical stimulus involved in sensory perception of smell. The record is from RefSeq and is a predicted model, not a curated record. Gene Ontology annotation, cellular component: plasma membrane. Lineage: Eukaryota; Metazoa; Arthropoda; Insecta; Lepidoptera; Papilionidae. The transcript has 6 exons. Bases 1 to 1179 code for a protein of 392 amino acids.
AUGUCUAAAAGUACAAAAAUGUUACUAAAGAAAAUUUGUACAUUAAUUAAUAAAACGGGUCUCGGCGAUUACUGGAAUGAAGGUUCUGAGAAAUAUAGCAAUAUUUAUAUGAUUCUAACAUUCACUGCUUACAUCAUUAUGAUAAUUCUCGAAAAUCUUGCCGCUUGGUUUGGUGAUUUCCCAAAAGUUGAAAAGAAUUCAGCUGUCAUGUUUGCCGUGAUACAUAACACGGUGUUGGCUAAAAUGUUUUUACUGUUAUAUUAUAAAAAGUCUAUAAGGAAAUUAAAUAAGAAGAUGGGUCAGCUUGGUGCCGACAUGGAAGAUGAUGUGACAAUGAACAUGCAACAUAAAAAAGUUAAAUACGGUCUUCUUUUGUAUGUUGUAUCAGUUUAUUUGUCACUACUAGCUUAUGGUGUAGACAGCUUGAGAAAAUAUGUCACCGAAGGUACGCCUUUUUAUACCGUAGUGACAUAUUAUCCAAGUUACAAUAGUACAACUCACGUGGCGAGUGCAUUGAGGAUAUUUUUCUAUAUGACUUGGUUAUACAUGAUGUUACCAAUGAUGGCAGCAGAUUGUCUGCCCAUUGUACACCUUAUUAUUAUGGCUUUUAAGUUUAUCACUCUGUGUAACCAUUUCAAGAAAAUAAGCAAAGAUUUCAGUCGAAACAAAACAAAUAUGAGGAAAGAAUCUGCUGUACUUAAACUCAAAUUUGGUUGUAUGCAAGGAAUUUUAAUGCACCGCAAACUGAUUUCAAUAAUAAAAGAAGUGCAUCGUGUCUUCGGCAUGAUAAUGUCUCUACAAGUUUGUGAGAGUUCCGCUGUAGCUGUUUUGUUACUUUUAAGAUUAGCCAUAUCUCCGAAGCAGAAUUUAACUGAUGCCAUAAUGACGUAUACUUUCGUAACUUCAUUAUUCAUUUUGUUGGCACUUAACCUUUGGAACGCUGGUGAAAUUACUUACCAGGCUUCGCUUCUGUCAUUUGAAAUAUACUCCUGUGGCUGGCAUCUGUGCGAUUCGUUCCCACAGCAUCAAAAGCACAUCAAAUACCUGGUCCUCAUUAGCACUGCCCAAGCGCAGAAGUCGCUUAUUCUUAAAGCGUUCGCUAUACAAGAAUUAUCGUAUGCGACUUUUGUUUCGGUUGCCAGACUCACGUAUUCGAUAUUUGCAGUAUUUUAUAAAUGA